AAGUGACGACACCGAAAGACAACAGAUUGCUGAACAGCGAGCAGUCGCAUAUGGAAGAAGGCAAAGGCAAAGACUGAGCUUGAAGAAAAUAGCUAGGAAUAGAAGGGCAACGUCUUCAAAAUCCCUCUUCAUCCUCGUAAAAACAAGUCUGGAUGACAUCGAAAAUAGCAAGAGCAUAAACUACACACUUUAACCUUUUAAACAAGCCCAGUAUUACUUUUUUAUGAUAUCAGGAUUGUUUUAAAACGAGAGGUGAAAGAUAGAUUGUUGGAUUGUAAGUAGGGGACAGUUACUAUAUCCGGAUAGAGAGAGUGACAGACUAUAGGAAGCAGAAAGAAGAAAUUCAUAUUUUCAGAAAAUAGUUUUGCCUUUUAAUUUUUUUUAUUUUAAACGAAACUUUACUGGAGUUUCGCCUGAUACAUUUUUCUUGGAUUUUGAGUUAGCGAGCUUGCUUGCAAUUAUGGAAUUGAGAGUGGGAAACCGAUACAGAUUGGGCAGAAAAAUUGGAAGUGGCUCGUUUGGAGACAUUUAUUUGGGCACGGACAUCUCUGUGGGAGAGGAAGUGGCCAUCAAGCUGGAGUGUGUGAAGACCAAGCACCCACAGCUCCACAUAGAGAGCAAGAUCUACAAGAUGAUGCAGGGAGGAGUGGGCAUCCCCACUAUAAAGUGGUGUGGAGCUGAGGGGGACUACAACGUGAUGGUGAUGGAGCUACUAGGCCCCAGUCUGGAGGACCUCUUCAACUUCUGCUCCCGCAAGUUCAGCCUCAAGACGGUCCUGCUGCUGGCCGACCAGAUGAUCAGCCGUAUCGAGUACAUCCACUCCAAGAACUUCAUCCACAGGGACGUGAAGCCAGACAACUUCCUGAUGGGCCUGGGCAAGAAGGGCAACCUGGUGUACAUCAUCGACUUUGGCCUGGCCAAGAAGUACCGCGACGCCCGCACCCACCAGCACAUCCCCUACCGUGAGAACAAGAACCUGACCGGCACCGCGCGCUACGCCUCCAUCAACACACACCUGGGAAUCGAGCAGUCUCGUCGUGACGACCUGGAGUCGCUGGGUUACGUCCUCAUGUACUUCAACCUGGGCUCUCUGCCCUGGCAGGGACUCAAGGCCGCCACCAAGAGACAGAAGUACGAACGCAUUAGCGAGAAGAAAAUGUCCACCCCCAUCGAGGUCCUUUGCAAGGGAUACCCCUCGGAGUUUGCCACGUACCUGAACUUCUGUCGUUCUCUGCGUUUCGAUGACAAGCCCGACUACUCGUACCUCAGGCAGCUGUUCCGGAACCUGUUCCACCGGCAGGGCUUCUCUUACGACUAUGUCUUCGACUGGAACAUGCUCAAGUUUGGGGCUAACAGGGCAGCUGAGGAUGCAGAGAGAGAGAGGAGAGCUGGGGAGGACCGCUUGAGACAGGGACAAGCCAGAGCCCCCGCCGGAGCCCGAGGUAUCCCCGCCGCCUCCGGACGACCCCGCGUCACCCAGGACGCCGCCGCGCCGUCUCCGCUCACACCCACCUCACACACAGGCAUGGAGCGUGAGAGGAAGGUGAGCAUGCGCCUCCAUCGGGGAGCUCCGGUCAACAUCUCCUCCUCAGACCUGACUGGCCGACAGGACUCACGCAUGUCCACCUCACAGGGUCUCUCCCGUGUCACCCCCAGUGGCCUCCAGUCUGCAGCCCCUCGAUGAGCCCCCCGUCCCCCUGAUCACCAUCACAGUGGAGGGGUGAACCAGCACGGCCCCAAGCAGUCAUCCCCGAAACACACACACCCUGACACGUCCAUAUCUCUUACUGGUACAAUACGUCGAUAGACCAAUCAAAUGACCGGACUUAACGAAUCAAAUAAUCAAAUCAGGACAAGGACCUCUACAUCUGCAAUCUUCAACCGGCUAAACAAAACCCAGACUCUGAUGCUUUCAUACAGUGAACAAGGAUUAGGAAUUGCUUACAAGCAUACGUGCGUGCACCCAUCCACCCACACACACACACACAGACACAGACACACACACACACACAGAGAGAGCUUUCGGCCGUGCUCCUGAUAUGGCUUUCCGUCACAGGACGUUUGGCUUUUCUGACGCAUAGGAGAAAGAGAUAGAGGGAUAGUAAACAGAAACCAGGGGUGGGGGGGUAUGGUUGCCUUUGCCACCCACGGCAUCCCCAGAACAGUCAACUGCCCCCUCUUCAACCCUCUCCCCUGGGGGGACACUGACCUACCCCCACCGAACACUCCACAACUCCUCCACUGUCAUCCGUGUCCAUGUACCUCAUUUGGCCGACGCUCUGAUCCAGAGCAGCUUACAGUAGAGUGCACACGUUUCCACCGUCUGUCCGUAUCAUGCAGGGUUAGACCCACUAUCCUACCGGUGCAAUGACCACGCUCUACCAGCUGAGCCGGCCCCAUCUUCAUCCGCUGUCGUCCACGCUGUAACCAUUGGCCCUUUUCCAGCCAGCCAGUCGGUCUGCACAACUGCCAGCCAGACUCAUUAAACCCUUGUCCUGUUUCUCUCGCCACCUGUCUUUCGUCUUACUUUCAUGCUGUUCAUUUUGUUUCCCCUUUUUAUUUUAUUUUUCUUUUUUUUUUGCUGAUGUUAAUACUUGUUUGUACCGGCUAACUUCUGUUCUGACUGCAGACUGUCUCUCGCUCUCUUUCUCUCUUUCUGUUUUGUAUGGUUGAGAAUGUGAACUGAACCACAUGGAAUUGACUGAAUUGUGAGUCAUGACCACUUCUCGAUGUUAUGGAUAUUGAAUAGUUUCUUUGCGCUCUAUGGCGGAAGGAAUGUGGAAUGAGUAAUCAAACGACAGACCCCUGAUGGUGACUCAGCAAGUCAUUUUAGAGGUCUGUCUUUUUGACCGGAAAUGGCCUGGAUGCCAUUUCCUGUAAGACUCUUUAUCCCACAAUGCUUAGAAGGAGAAGGCCAUUCUCCAAGUUAACAGUGGUUUUGUAGUUAUGAAACCUUUUACAGAGGGAAAAAUCCUCGCCCAAAUGGCCCCCUGUUAUUCACCUGCUACACUUCUUCUCCUCAGAGCCCUUCAAAAUGAGGGAAUAGGGUGUCAUUUGUGCAGAGGUCUUCUGUUGUUUUUAAUAGGGGACUGUGAGGAAGGUCAUCCCCUUCUGUUCUUAAGGUGACAAUGUGUCUGACUGUUUUAAAGGGUUGUUUUUUGAGGGGGGGUACCUCAUGUACGUUAGGAUGGGAUUAGGUCUGAUGAACUCUUUUCAGUACUAGUUUGGAGAAACACCUGUAGCGCAUUUACUCCUCAAAACAUUACGCUGUAAAGCCUUUCGUUGAACAGUUUCCAUUGGACAAACUGAAUGUAGGUUCUCCGUCAAACCAAACAAAACGGGUGGGGUGGACCUACCUGAAAUGAUCCAAUAGAAUCUUUUUUGAGGAAAUCUUUCACAAGCCAAAGGUUUUGUUUGGUGGAAGGAAUCCCGCCCCCUUCACCCUCCCCUCCUGGUGUGCUCCGUCUGAAAGCUGUGAAUUGCCUUUCAUGUUUUUCAUGUAGCAGUGAUAUUAUGUACUUGGUGGUCAGUUAAGUGUGUGGGGGCGUCUGUGUUUGGGCUGGUGGUGUGGUUGGCUAAAAUGCAACACGGAUGGUAUCAGUCCGCCACAAUGUCACACUUUUAUUUUUUGUUAAUUAUCAGUAAAUAUUUUAAAAUGUUUCCGCUUAAUGAAAAUAAGUUGUUGUUGUUUUUGUUUUGUAUUUUUUUUAAGAAAAAAGUGAUCAGAGUAUUAAUCACCGGCUUACCAGAGAGCUAAGUUGAGCUUUACCGACACGCCGAGCCCGAAUGGGGCAUUGUCGGUUUUUACCAGCGCGCCGAAGUCCCGCUUUACCAGAAGACCACAUCUGGUUUGGCAGGCUGACUAACGCUAUGGCGGUCUCCUCUUCUGAUUCUCCAUUAGUUGACUCAGGCUCCUGAAAGAGGUGGGCUCGCAGAUCAUCUCCAUGUAGCAAAGUGUCAGCGUUCUGUAGGCCUUCUCUGUUGUCUAGGAUUAGUGGUGGCCUGGUACUAAAUCAGGUUGCCCUCCCAGCCCCCUGUGGUCUCUCUCAAUACCGCAGAGCGAGUGAUGGUGAGUUGGUAAGACUGCACAAGCAAAUGUGGCGCCUGGUUGCUUGUGGUCUGUCUUCUGUUCUCGUGUAAAUAGGAUGUGCCUACUGAUGGCCAAAUGCCAUGGCUAAGCCUGAAAUCCCCCCGUCCAUGUUAUGGAGCUCUCUUUUCCAGGGAACCCGGAACUCUUGGUCCAAAGGAGUUCAUUAGACAGGGAAUGGGGGCCAUUUCAGACAUGGGCCAGGUCUGCGUACAGAGCUGCUUGGCAUUGUAGCUAACUGCUGAUCCAGGAUCAGGUGUAUUUAAUUCUCCUAAUGGUUAUGGUUAGGAGUUGAGGGAAACUGAUCCUAGAUCUAGUGUUAGUCUCUGUUUGUCCAUUCAGCUCUGCGAUAGCCACUGUGUGCGUGUAGUAUGAUGAUAAUGAUGAAGCUAGCGUGCGGAGGGAUUGGAUUGCUUCACUCUAUUGUAGUUUAUUGUAAGUUAGUUUUAAAUCCUCGACUGACUGGUCGUCAAAAAAAAAAAUUCUCCUACCACCUCAUUCUCUCCAGCAGUGUGGGUGAUGACGAUAAACGCAAGUACACUUCUGUUAAGUACACUUAUAAAUGUGGGAUCACUUGUUUCUUUCCGGAUACAUGUCAAAUGUUCCUUGUUUUUCUUUUGGUUUUUAGUUCCUGGUUGUUUUGGGUUUGUUUGCCUUCACAAGGACGAAUGCCGGAACCUUGCGUUGGUUGCCACAAUGCAUCACUUUCUGGCUGUCAAGUCAUAGGAUCUGUUCCUGUCGCCUUUGUCAUCAGAGAUGCUCCUCAUUUGUAAUGCCACUGUAUUUGUGUAUUUUAAAAUUGUGUAAAUAAAUUAAGUACUUGUACA
Esox lucius (northern pike) is the source of this 4914-nucleotide messenger RNA. It is a transcript of the gene csnk1da, whose product is annotated as casein kinase 1, delta a. Gene Ontology annotation, cellular component: nucleus; cytoplasm. Bases 461 to 1684 code for a protein of 407 amino acids. Gene Ontology annotation, biological process: signal transduction; endocytosis; peptidyl-serine phosphorylation. NCBI's taxonomy places the organism in Eukaryota, Metazoa, Chordata, Actinopteri, Esociformes, Esocidae. The record is from RefSeq and is a predicted model, not a curated record. The transcript has 9 exons. Gene Ontology annotation, molecular function: protein serine/threonine kinase activity; ATP binding.